This is a messenger RNA of Microplitis demolitor, 7664 nucleotides long. RefSeq lists its product as uncharacterized. The transcript is spliced from 16 exons. The record is from RefSeq and is a predicted model, not a curated record. Lineage: Eukaryota; Metazoa; Arthropoda; Insecta; Hymenoptera; Braconidae. Bases 6579 to 7289 code for a protein of 236 amino acids.
CACGCUGCGGAAAUCUGAUGCGGAUAAAUUGGAGCUGAAACUACAGCCAACGGACACGACUCUGCGUGGAUAUGGGGGAGGUGUGGUAAUACCUCACGGUAUCACCAGAGUAACAAUAAAAAUUGACCUAGCUGAAGCCGAAGUAGAAGUACAUGUGGUUCCAGAAGAACUACAGACAGUGCCCCUUAUCGUGGGAAAGCCAUUUUUGUGUUUACCGAUUGUCACUAUGGUGCAACGAGGAGAUAAGUUGCGGCUGUUUGACAACAUCUUCGCAACUCUGCCGAAGUUGGAUCGACUCCCCCCAAGGAUGACUCAAUUAGCGGCUGCAGAGACGGUAGUUAUACCGUCACGACAUGCUGCGGAUGUCCAGGCACGAGUGAAUAACAAUUAUUUUGGUGACUUAUAUAUGUAGAGCUUAGCGUACGCGGGAAAGUUGGAAAAGAGCACUGCAUACCGCGAUGCAUGCUCAGCAUAAACUUGGGAUUGUUGCCAAUAGUUAAUUUAUCUCAUAAGCCAUUAACUAUCGAAAAAGGUAAAAUAACAGCACGUGCGGAAAGAGCUCGAGAGGAGACGGUUAACGAAACAAAAAUAAAAGACAUAUUUUCUAUUCGGGCCGAGGAAAAAUAAUUCAUAUUUAGAAAAAUAAUUUAUUUCUUUGACACGUACUUUUUUUCGUACUAUGACAAAAAUUGUUCAGGAAAAACAUUAAUAAUCAACAUUAAUGUCAUAGUGUAAUACAGGAUAGCCCUUUAUUACUAUUGAAAAUUUUCAGCGGAUAACCCGUCCAAUGAAUGUUUCAAGCUGGCGAAUAUAAAAACUCUGAAAUAAGUUUCUUACCAAGGACACCACAAAUGGUGGGCGCGAUCUAAUAGCGAGCACCGAACUACUCCCGCUGCUGCUGCCUAAGACCAUAACUUUUAAAUCAAUAAUCAUUAGGUUCAAAUAUAUACUUAUCAACCUUGAAUAAAUGUAUAUAUUUAUUCUAAAUGAAUAUAUUUUUUGUGUCUAGGUAAACGGGGGCUGGCAAUAGCCCUUCGAACAAGGUAUUUGCUUACCAAAGCGUUGGAACAAGUUCGAUUCCGGCCUGCACCAAUGAAUUUUAUUUUUUUAAUACUAUUUAUGUGCAUUACAUUGGCAGCUCCCUGAUGGUAGAAUACUGACAAUUUUUCGAGCGAAUGGAAGUGGCGCUGACUUCAUUACAAAAUAAUAGCGGAACACAAAAAAACUCGAUCGAAUCUGCAGGGCUCUGCUGCCUCUAUGACUAGGCUAGCGAGUGGGGCUUCUUAUCAAAGAAGAACACCUGAGAUGUAAUAUCGUAAAAUUAUGUCACGAUGACAUAGGCCAUGUCAGACUCGAAAACACGCUAAAUAAAAUAAAAACGGACUAUUGGUUUCCUUCAAUGAAAAGGUAUGUACGACGAUACAUUGCCUCUUGCCUCGAUUGUCUGUAUAGUAAAGAGCCUCCAGGUAAGAAACCAGGUCAUUUACACCCAAUAGAAAAGGUUCCGGAACUAAUGCACACUGUACACAUUGACCAUUUGGGCCCCUUUACCGCCAGCGCACAACAUGGUAAUAUACAUUUAAUAGUUAUAGUCGAAGCAUUUUCUAAAUAUGUAUUUGCCAAGGCUGUUAAGAGUACUAAAGCUAUUCCUGUACUACGACUUUUAGAUGAAGUUAGUGUUUAUUUCGGGUUUCUAAAAAGAAUUAUUACGGACAAAGAUACUGCCUUUAGCAGUAAACAAUUUAAACAAUUCUGCAUUGAUAAACAGAUACAACACGUCAUGGCUGCCGUAGCCACUCCGAGGGCUAAUGGGCAGGUAGAAAGAUACAAUCGAACUAUCCUUUCUAUGCUAUCGUCUAGCAUCGAAGACGAGCGACAUUGAGACCGUAAAUUAUCUCAAGUUAUUUGGGGUAUUAACAAUACCGUAAAUUCAAGCACGGGAAAAUUGCCGUCGGAAUUAUUAGUCUGGUUGAGGCCUCGCAAUGCAUCUGAGUCGCGAUUAUUGAAUAGUAUCGGAGAACCCGCGCGGGUGAUUGAUUGGGAUCAAGAACGUGCGGAAGCUUCUCAGUCUAUAAAGCGAUGACAAAAAGAGCAGGCCGAAAGAUAUAAUAAAAAAAGAGCUCCCUCUCGGCUGUUUGCGUGCGGUGACCUCGUAAUGACUCGUAGAGUAAUCGCUUACAAUGAUGGCAAUAGUAAAAAGUUAUUACCCAAGUACGCUGGGCCAUAUAAGAUUACUAAGGUACUUGAUAAGGAUAGAUACGUCAUUGAGGAUGUAAAAGGCGCAGAAAGGACACAGAAGCCUUACACUGGGAUUGUUCCUGGAGACAAACUGAAGCUUUACAGUACAGAAAUCAGUGAAUCAGAGUCCGAGGACAGUAACAGUGACGAUAAUGCGACUGUACAACCUUUGGGACAGCCCGGUGUGUUGACGAGAAGCAGGGCUAUAAUGGGUGAUAGCAGUCACCGCCUCCAACUGCGAGGACGCGGAAGACUAUCAGGAAGGCCGACUACAAGAAGCAACCAUAUUGCCCCGAAUACCUAGGCUGCUGAACAGUCUAGCUAUGACGUCAAACCCACCCCCAUCACGUGACACCUUAGUGACCCCCGCAGGUCAAGGGACCCGAGGGCCUCAACGGCAGAGUAACGUUCGUCAAGUCGAAAAUUUCAGUGUAGAAGAAUUUAAACAUGGUUGGUCAGUAAAGUAAGACAAAUCAAAAAGCGUCAUGGAUUCGUAUUCAAAUAAAAUGAGAAUAGUAUUACUCUUAUAGGACGAGAAGUAUAGUCUUCGUUUUCUUAAAUAUAUAGAAGAGAGAAAACUUUUGUUUAGUUUUAAUGAGAACGUAAAUAGGCAAAAUAAGCUGGUACCGCUGACAUCAGUCCAAACCACCAGUAAGCAUCGUUAUCAUUUAAACCUAUACCGCAAACGAAUAACAGGAUAACCGCACAUGUUUUUACGCACAUUGAAUGCCUAAAUAAAGGAUCGAAAAUAGAAAAUUAAAAUCAAUAUUAGCUGCUGUUUAUACUAUAAAAGUAUGACUGUAUACGUGAUUGACGUCGAAUAAUCGAAUCCCUGUAUAAUAAGAUUUACCAUAACUACACUUAUUAGCAACUCAGUGUUGACUACGAGCAUACUGCAGCAUGUUGUUAAACAGGAUUCUAUUAAUUUUAAUAUUCGCUAUCUACGGCACCCCAUGUAUUGGAGCGCUACCAACUGAAUCUGAUAGACAUGCAGAAACGAACCAACUGGACCUCACAUUAGUAGCACUGCAGAUAGAUUCUAAACUCAACUAUGUACUGUGUGGAGAACAUGCAGUUUUCAACAAAACAACGCGAGCUCUUGAAAUUCGCUGUUAUGAUGACAUGCCACCGUCCAAAUAUAAGGUGAAAUUUUAAUAACAAUUGCAAUCACAAAGUGGAUUAAAAUAAUUUUCUACCGGAGUGUGCCUGUAUCGAUAGUUACCUACGGAAUUCAGCGAACAUUUGCAUCAAAACGGAAGAUUGCGUUCCCUAUAUUGGUGGAUUCAAUUCUACAGGAUCGGAAGAUGCGAACUCGGCCGUUGUAGAUUUUAUUUGUUCAUGGAUAAAUUUUCUCCUACUUUUUCUGGUUAUUGCAACCAUUAUUUACGUAUUCUAAAGAUGAAAAAUCCGGGGAUCUCAAGUUUUCUAACAGAAGGUCCACUGUCAAUAAAUCAUUCGACAGAAUAAAAUAGUUCUACGUCUUUUUUUGAGGAUUUAAAGCCCGGUCAUCCAACAAAGUCUCUUAUGCGCAUGCGUCAUGAACGUCUCGAUAUUGGAUCCCCGCAUGACCGGGUUCGCCUUAGUAACAUUCAUUUAUUUCUCUGUGUGGACGUCAAGCUCACCAUAACAUGUUACUAAACGGAAAUAUAUUGUUUUUCUUAUUCGCUGCUAAUGACAUUACAUGUAAGUAUAAAUAGAUCAUGUGUGUAACAAUAGUAUACAACAUACCAAGGAAGAAAAGUGGGACAUUCCGAUCCGAGUGUGUAAUUGCCUACCUGUACCAAUAGAGAGAGUAUUAUGUUUUUUACCAGAUCUGCACUUGGAAGUUUAAAUGCUUGCCUUUGUUAAAUAGGACAAGAAUCUAAACAUCCAGUACUCUUAUGUUGUUGGCGCGCUACCGGCUGAAUCUCGUCAAAAUGAAGUGACGAAUCAAUUUGGACCCACAGUGGUACCACUGCAGACAGUUUCUCAACUUAACUAUCUACUGUGUGGGUAAUAUGCAGUUUUAAAUAAAACUAUGCGAGCUCUGGAAGUUCGCUGCUACGACAACAAGCCAGAGUCCGAAUACAAGCUUUCUCCGCCUGAUUGUGAAUGCUUAGAUGGUUACAUGCGGAAUUCAGCCAACGUUUGCAUUAAAGCUUCAGACUGCGUUCCAGUGUCCAAUGGAUCCAGUUCCUCAAGAAGUGAAGCAGUGGGCAAAGGCAUUGUAUUUAUUAUUUGCAGCGGAGUCGUUGGUAUCAGUUACAUUAUGUCAUAUAUCGUGAUCAUAUAUGCUACUGUUAUUUUAGAGAUAAAAAGUCAGAAGAAUUCAAACUGACUAACAAAAAAAUCUCUGUAAAUAAUAAUUUAUAGAGCAGAAUAAAGUUCUACGUCUAAUAUACGAGUUAACGAAUACUCUGUGUGCAAAUAAAACCUAUUGACUAUAGAAAAAAUGGAUUUUUCUCUAUCAAUACUCAAAUUAGCCGUGUAACCAACCCUAACUACAAAACUGUCACUGUAUACAAAGUGAGAUUGACAUUAGGGGAGAUGAACAUACAGUAACACUGCUACCAUAUGAUACCACGACGAUUUUUGAUUUGCGAUCUUAUACAAGUUACAUUAGCAGUAUCUUUCACCGAUGAUCUUUCGGGUUCAAAAUUGCAAUACUCUGGUGCUAGCUUCUGGAUCAAAAUAUGAAGCAAUAUUGCGCAAUUCAUAUGCAAGAUAUGUGUUACUAAUUUCUUACAGCGAAUUUUAGUUAAUUUUGAACACUAUGACGCAAUAAUAUUGUAAGCAAAUCUUACGCAAGCAUUGCUUAAUAUUGUCACUAAGGAACUAGUCCGAAAUGUCAUGCAUGUGCGUAGUUUUUAGUGUCAGAAAUAUAGUGCAACUUUCUCCAGAAGAUCAGUAAAAAAAGAAAAGAUAUCUGUAUUUCAAAUAAGACCUAAAGUAGGUAGGGAACGUAGGAGUUUAUUGUGUCAUUCAAAACCAACAAUAAAUAUUAUUAUAAAUUUAAUUUCUGACGCAAACCCAAAAACAGGAAAACCGCAUCGGAAUGUAUGCCCGAUAAACGUUGAAAAAUAUUAUAAAAAUAUUGAGACUAUGACGAACCAGAGUUCAUAUUUAGGCAUACAGCCAGAUGGAACAAUAGUUCGGUAACUCUUUUACGUCAUCAAAUUGAAUUGUUGUGCCUAUAUAAUCAGUUGCAAUAUUAAUCAAAGUUACAGUCGUGAAUCAGCUUUACCGUAGGAAAGAAGUUAAUACUAAAGACCACAUGAUGUCAGAAAAGUUCGCAUUUGUUCUGUUCGUCACUUGCAUCGCCUUUAUUGAUAUCAAAACUUCGCCCACCAACAGUGACUCUUGGAAAGAUGGCUUUUGUGGUGAAAACGAGGUCUACGACUUUAUGCGGCGUGGGUGUGAAGAGCGCUGUGAUGAUCACAACCCAACAUUCUGCUUUAAAUUUACACAGUAUGCUGGUGUGAAAAGGGGUACGUUAGAGAUAAAUCAGAUACUUGCAUCAAAGUUGGAGACUAUCCCAAUGUAUCUGAAAACUUGGAGUUCUUUAAAACAAUCAUCGACACGUAGAGCGUAACAUAUAAAUGGAAAUUGGACUAAUUAACGGACUGAUAAAUUACUAAUAAACGAUCAUUUCGCAUAUUAACGUAUUCGUAUUAUUCUUCACACCCUCAUUUAAACUCCAAAUUAUUUAAGUACUCAGACACUGCCAAGAUUAGUAAAAUGCUGAUAGUUAAUCACAAAAACACGGAUUCAUUGGUUGAAGAAACUGCCGCUAGGGUAGCUGGCUGCAGUGACCCUGUUGUCUUUUGCUUUCAAAGAUUCCAGUCGCAUGGAUUUAGCAGGGACACUUGGUCGGAACUAAAGUAGUAUACCUAUCACUAUUUAUCUGACUCACACUACCUAAUGGAUAUCAAAAAAGAGAAACAUGAUUUCGGAAAUCCCAAACCACAUCGAAAACCCAUGCCGGGAACUGAUAUUAGCCGCUAUCAACGUCCCGGCAGGAUAUAGGUAUUAUUAUAACACUAAUCCGAGUCACUGGUUCAAAUUAGAUUAACCGAAAUGUAAUGACCGGUUAUUGGAACAGUAUAGCAGAUCAGAGUGGAACGCAUUUUCACUAUCAUUAUGUGAUAUAGCUAUUGGAUUAAACAGACAUAGAUGACAUUCUAGAAAUUGGCAAGAAUCUAAUCCAUCCUUACACUAAAAAGAACUUAUUUAUACUUCGAUAACAAUAUCAUUAAUAACAUCAGGAAUCUACGACCAAAAAAAAAAUUAUUAAUCAUGACACGUGAGGGAGAGUGUGGGCUCAAUGGACGGUGGCAUACACCGACGUUGAUAAAAGUAAGAUGACGACGCUGAAUGAACACCAAUGGCACGUAUUCUUAGAGGACUAUCCGCUGUUUAGAUGUUAUGCUACAAGGCAAAACAAGACACUGCCUGUUGACUACGAGGUACGAUCACAUUGCUUGACUCCAACAAACAAAACUUGUACCAAAGCCCAGCCAAUUAACUCUACACGUGACGGGGAGGAUUCAGGAACUGAUCAUAAGAUUCCUUUAACGGAUACUGCAAAUAUCACUAGUGCUAAAAACUCAACGAUCACAAGAAAAGAAUUGAACAGUACUACUACACAGCCGGAAAGAAAUAAUGAAACUUCUGCCAGAAUAAAAACAAUAGCAUCAACAAAAGAUGAAAAUAUUACUGAUCAAUCCAAAUUCAAUACAAGCACGAAUUCUAACUUAAAUACUACUAUCCACCGUAAAGACGCAGUUGUCAGCACAACUGAAAAAGUUUAUGUCCCCAACAAUGCAUCGACCGCAGAACUAAACGCAACAUCUACUAUUCAACCUAAAGAAGUAAAUGCAACUACUUCCUCGGCAAUUGAUAUCAAGAAACCUGCCUUUCCGUAUUGGAUUAUACUAAUCUUAACCUUCGGGAUUGUAAUGGUUGGAACGAUUAUAUACUUCGUUUUUCGUACCAUGCGUAAGCCUGGUCAAUCCGAAAGAGCAGUUACAUUCAACGCAGUCGGCUCUAGAAAUAAUAGUUCUUACGAGUGAUCCGUAAUCAUUUAGUACUUUCAUUAUUGUUUUUCUAAAACUCUUCAAGACUCCACUCAUGGAAACUUAGGCAUAAUUCCCAAGAGCUUUUUCACAUUAACCAAUAUGUAAUCUGUAUCUUAUGUUGUAGAAAUUUUUUAAAUAUAAAUUGCUUACUUUGUAGAGUGUAACUCUAAGAAAUGCCUAUUACUAACAUUAUCUAUAAGUUAUGGUUAAAUAAAGAUAUUGCUUACAAAACAUGUUUUUUGACUUAUUCUACAUAACCCCAAUGCAAACGCAACCCGCACUCUAUUCGAUUCUACCCCUCAUCGAGCUGAUAGGUUUUUACGAAGCAUUAUUUACGUAACGCCAUAUUUCACAUCUUCAAAAUCCAAC